Messenger RNA from Aplysia californica (California sea hare), 483 nucleotides. Its product is annotated as schistosomin-like precursor. The record is from RefSeq and is marked provisional. Lineage: Eukaryota; Metazoa; Mollusca; Gastropoda; Aplysiida; Aplysiidae.
UCACUGGGAAAGCUUUCUCCAAACCCUUCACAGUCGACGAAUCGCCAGCACUUUUCACUCUUCAAGAUGAUGAGACAACUGUUCGUCCUGGUCAUCGUGGCCGGAGCCGUGCUCGCCGACAACUACUGGUGCCCCAAGGCCGGCGAGGCUUUCGAGUGCUUCGAGUCGUCCCCCACAGAAAGGUUUUGCCUGACCAACGGACGCGAGACCGCUGUCAUCUGCUCCAAGUGCAGGAAGAAGUUCGACUUCUGCCGUAACGACUUCGUCAAAUCCAAGAGAGCCCACACUGACUGUGGAGCCGGUUGGGAAAGCACUCCCUGCACCCACGACAACUCACACGUGCCCGCUGUCUUCCCCGGGAAACUUUAAUAUGUGACUUAAGUCACCAGAACUUAUCCGGAGCAAUCUGGACUUUGGACCCCGUGACGGACUUACAAACUGCGGUGUAUAAACGUAUGAACAAGCAAUAAAUGAGUUGUGUCU